AUGUUACCAUUCAAAUCAGAAGAUUUUCAGGCUCUUGAUCACAUAUUUUGUAUCAACGAUGAGGUGAUCAUAACUUUUGACUAUGGAACCAUGAACACAAAUCCUGUUGGCUUCUUACUAGUCCCAUUGAAGUCUACCUAUGGUCAAAAUAUGAGCUGAGGGAUCAUUUUAGCAAUUUUAUGUGGAAAUGAAUUCCAUCGAUUGAAUCAAUUUGUUAUGCGACAGUGUUUUGUCAAAUCUCAAACAAUUUCUCAUCAACAAUUCGUGUUCCAUGUUCUUCUUUCUAAUUCCAAUGGAACAAAUGUGAAUACAGAAAUCUUGUUAUCAACAAAAAAUCGUCAUGUAAUUAAUUCAUCUGAUGAAUAUCAAAAUAAUCGUUCUUAUUCGUGUUAUUAUAAAUUUCCAUAUCUGAGAUCGAGUGAACUUCACUUUGGUUCUCCUUCAAAAACACGAGCAAUUGCUUUUCUUUCUUCUUGUAUCAUUUUGAUAUUCAUCAGUAAUUUCAUGUGUUGUUUCAGUUGUUGUUGUUGUUUUAUUUAUUAUCGAAGCAAAUCUCGACACGAAAAUAACAUUGGUGUUCUUGACAAUACAAGUGAAAUGACACAAACAUCAUCGACAAGUUUCAACUCAAGAAGAGAUCGACAAGAAAAUCUAUUUACAUACGAACAAAAUCUUUUUCCUCCUUCAUAUGACGAUGCAAUACAAGGAACAAGUUUAGAACAUUUAAAAAGAAAUGUUGAUAAUGUAUUCAAUCGAUGGCCAUUAGGAACACAAAUGCCAAAUGCAGUUCGAUUUUAA
This is a messenger RNA of Adineta ricciae, 798 nucleotides long. Lineage: Eukaryota; Metazoa; Rotifera; Eurotatoria; Adinetida; Adinetidae. The record is from the annotation of a GenBank genome assembly.